Molecule: messenger RNA, 973 nt
Organism: Chlorocebus sabaeus (green monkey)
Lineage: Eukaryota; Metazoa; Chordata; Mammalia; Primates; Cercopithecidae
Gene: CSTB
Product: cystatin B
Cellular component (GO): cytosol
Molecular function (GO): cysteine-type endopeptidase inhibitor activity
Source: RefSeq, a predicted model, not a curated record
CCCUUCUUGCGGGGCCACCGCGACCCCGCAGGGGACGCCCAAGCCAAGGUCCCCCCUCCCCGCGCCUUGGUUCCGCCCGCGUGUCACGUGACCGCAGCGCCUACUUGAGCAGCGGAGCCGCCGCGUCCCGUCGCCGAGUCCCCUCGCCAGGUGCCCUCCGUCGCCGCCAAGAUGAUGUGCGGGGCGCCCUCCGCCGUGCAGCCGGCCACCGCCGAGACCCAGGACAUCGCCGACCAGGUGAGGUCCCAGCUUGAAGAGAAAGAAAACAAGAAGUUCCCUGUAUUUAAGGCCGUGUCGUUCAAGAGCCAGGUGGUCGCGGGGACAAACUACUUCAUCAAGGUGCACGUUGGCGACGAGGACUUCGUACACCUGCGAGUGUUCAAAUCUCUCCCUCACGUAAACAAGCCCUUGACCUUGUCUAACUACCAGACCAACAAAGCCAAGCACGACGAGCUGAGCUAUUUCUGAUCCUGACUUGGGACAGGACCCUUCAGCCAGAAGACUGAUAAUUAAAGUGAUCCUCCGUGGACCAGAGCAUGCACUUGUGAUCCUAAAAUAAGCUUCAUUUUCGGGCUGUGCCCUCGGGGUGGAAGGGGUGGGAUUCAGCAGCUGCUCUUGCAUUUCUCUUCCUAAAUUUCACUGUGUUGAUUUCUUUCCUUCCCAAUCAGUGAUCUUAAUUACUUUCAAAAUAUUUUCAAAAUAGAUAUAUUUUUAAAAUCCUUACAGAUUGCCUCCUUUGUUUUGGAUUUUUUUCUUCGUCUGAACCACGCUGGGCAGGUCCUUCCCCUCGGGGGCAUGGAGGCCAGGGAGAUUGCCCGGCUCACACAGCAAGCGGGUGGUGGACCCAGGAUUCACACCUUGCGGCUCCGGCCUGCGUUCCUAACCACCAUCUUUGCAUGUUGUUGCUUUGACUCUAGGUCCUGGCCCCAAGCCUCAGUUUCUCCCAUAAAAUAAAGAGUGUGAGUAAAUCCAA